Molecule: messenger RNA, 501 nt
Organism: Amaranthus tricolor (Joseph's coat)
Lineage: Eukaryota; Viridiplantae; Streptophyta; Magnoliopsida; Caryophyllales; Amaranthaceae
Exons: 2
Coding region: 1-501 (166 amino acids)
Source: RefSeq, a predicted model, not a curated record
AUGAGAUUUGGUGUGAAGGGCAAGCUCAGCCCUAAGUAUGUGGGUCCUUAUGAGGUACUUGAGAGAUUUGGUGAAGUGGCUUAUAAGUUGGCUUUGCCAGUCGAGCUAUUUAAGGUUCACAAUGUGUUCCAUGUCUCUCAGUUACGGCGUUGUCGAAGUGACCCUUCGCAUGUUAUAGCCGUAGAGUCGGUAGAGGUCAACCCUUAUUUGACUUUUGAGGAGAAGCCAGUCAAAAUCCUUGAUCGUCAGGUACGUUCUCUGAGGAGAAAGGAAGUGCCAUUAGUGAAAGUGUUGUGGCGUAGUCAAAAGUAUGAACAAGCCACCUGGGAAACUGAGGAGUCAAUGCGACUUAAGUAUCCCGAGUUGUUUGUAGCCGAGCAAAGGAGAAUUCUAUCAAUGGUAAUAUGUCCUCCCACGAACACUGAGAAUCAAUGGCACAUGCCCGAAGCAUAUGCUCUAGAGUCUGAAUGGUCCUCUGUCUGCCCAUCUGUAGUUGGGUGA